UAGGGUUUUUGCCAGCCGCCGCCACCUCUUUCCUUCUCUCCUGCGCUCUCCCUCAGCCGCCACCGAAGCACCACGAUGACGGCCCAAACUGCCGAGGAGCUCGCCGCCCAGAUCGCGCAAGAGCAGCUCGAGGCAAAGAAGGCAGAGUCAGAGGAGGUCGUAGUUGAGGAUGAUGAGGACGAUGAUGAAGACGAUGAUGAGGAUGAUGACAACGAUGAUGCUGAGGGAGAAGUUGAUGCCAGUGGCAAAAAGCAAAGCAGAAGUGAAAAGAAGAGCCGCAAAGCAAUGCUCAAGCUGGGCAUGAAAUCCAUCACUGGUGUGAGCCGUGUCACUGUGAAGAAAAGCAAGAAUAUACUGUUUGUCAUCUCAAAGCCAGAUGUCUUCAAGAGCCCAAAUUCAGAGACAUAUGUUAUUUUCGGAGAGGCCAAGAUUGAGGAUCUCAGCUCCCAGCUGCAGAGCCAGGCUGCUGAACAGUUCAAGGCUCCUGACCUGAGCCAAAUGACCUCAAUCCCUGAGGCAUCAGGCGCGGAGCAUGACGACAACGAGGAUGUCGACGAGGAUGGUGUCGAGCCAAAGGACAUCGAUUUGGUUAUGACGCAGGCGGCUGUCUCGAGGGCCAAGGCCGUCAAGGCUCUCAAGGCUGCCAAUGGAGACAUUGUCACUGCCAUUAUGGAGGUGACAACUUAGAUCCUAGCAAGUUCUUUUUGGCCGUAGUUUGGACAUUUUCUCUUUAUAAGCCAUUUGCAGCUUGAGCGUUGUCUGCGAACCAUAUGCUUGGAUAAGUUUGUCAUGUUUGCCAGUCUGAUAAGGUCAUUUCAGCGUUUUUCUGCUUCAUGCUAAGUUCGUACCA
Messenger RNA from Lolium rigidum, 850 nucleotides. RefSeq names its product nascent polypeptide-associated complex subunit alpha-like protein. The transcript has 4 exons. The record is from RefSeq and is a predicted model, not a curated record. Lineage: Eukaryota; Viridiplantae; Streptophyta; Magnoliopsida; Poales; Poaceae. Gene Ontology annotation, cellular component: nascent polypeptide-associated complex; cytoplasm. Gene Ontology annotation, biological process: protein targeting to membrane. The coding region runs from base 76 to 687 and encodes 203 amino acids.